Pseudopipra pipra is the source of this 1607-nucleotide messenger RNA. RefSeq names its product zinc finger protein 665-like. The record is from RefSeq and is a predicted model, not a curated record. The transcript is spliced from 2 exons. NCBI's taxonomy places the organism in Eukaryota, Metazoa, Chordata, Aves, Passeriformes, Pipridae. The coding region runs from base 106 to 1461 and encodes 451 amino acids.
GACCUGGUGGUCCCUGAGCAGCCUCCCAGCAGAGAGAAGCCCUUCAGGUGCUUGGAAUGUGGGAAGAGCUUCAGUCAGAGCUCUCAUGUGCUCCGACACCAGGACAUGCACACUGGGGCACGUCCCUACACGUGUGGAGAAUGUGGGAAGAGCUUCAGCCAGAACUACCACCUCCGCACCCACCAGCGCAUCCACAGCGGGGAACGGCCCUACAAGUGUGAGGAAUGUGGGAAGAGCUUCAGCCGGAGGUACCACCUCUGCACCCACCAGCGCAUCCACAGUGGGGAACGGCCGUACACAUGUGAGGAAUGUGGGAAGAGCUUCAACCGGAGCUUUCACCUUCGUUCCCACCAGCACAUCCACACUGGAGAAUGUCCUUACACGUGUAGGGAAUGUGGGAAGAGCUUCAGUGACAGCUCCACCCUCCGCAGACACCAUCGCAUCCACACUGGGGAACGGCCCUACAAGUGCUUGGAAUGUGGGAAGAGGUUUCCAACCAGGGGGAAUCUCUACACGCAUGAGCGGACACACAGGGAUGAGAGGCCCUUCUGCUGCACCGACUGCGGGAAAUGGUUCAAGGAGAAAUCCCAUCUUGUCACCCACCGGCGCAUCCACACCGGGGAGAGGCCCUACAAGUGCUUGGAAUGUGGGAAGAGCUUCAAGAACAGCUCCCACCUGAUCCGACACCAGCAGAUCCACACUGGGGCACGUCCCUACACGUGUGGGGAAUGUGGGAAGAGCUUCAACCAGAGCUCCCACCUGUUCAAACACCAGUGCGUCCACACUGGGGAAUGGCCCUACAAAUGUGGGGAAUGUGGGAAGAGCUUCAGUGACAGCUUCAGCCUGAUCCGACACCUGCACAUCCACACUGGGGAACGGCCGUACAUGUGUGAGGAAUGUGGGAAGAGCUUCAGUGACAGCUUCAGCCUGAUCCGACACCUGCACAUCCACACUGGGGAACGGCUGUACACGUGUGGGGAAUGUGGGAAGAGCUUCAGGGACAGCUGCAGCCUCCGCACCCACCAGCUCAUCCACACUAGGGAACGGCCCUACCUCUGUCAGAAAUGUGGGAAGAGCUUUAGGAAGAGCUCCAGCCUGAUCCAACACCAGCACAUCCACACUGGGGAAAGUCCCUACCUCUGUGAGGAAUGUGGGAAGAGCUUUAGGAACAGCUCCAACCUCAUCACCCACAAGCGCAUCCACACUGGUGAACGGCCCUACAAGUGCUUGGAAUGUGGGAAGAGGUUUCAGACCAGCUCAAGUCUCCUCAGACAUGAGCGGACGCACACGGAUGAGAGGCCCUUCCGCUGCACCGACUGCGGGAAGGGCUUCAACCGGAACUCCCACCUCAUCACCCACCGGCGCAUCCACAGCGGGGAGAGGCCCUACAAGUGUGGGGAGUGUGGGAAGACCUUCCCCCACAGCUCUACCUUGACCAAACACCAACGGACCCACCGGUAAGAGAAGCCCUGUGACUGCCCCGACUGCGGGAAGAGCUUCGGCCGCUGCUUCCACCCCGAAUGAAACCCCUGAUGUUGAGGCAACCCCUGGAGUCCAGUGACUGUCAGUCCAUCCCUUUCGACCACAAAGGGCCAGUUCCCUUUCUC